Molecule: messenger RNA, 13178 nt
Organism: Grus americana (Whooping crane)
Lineage: Eukaryota; Metazoa; Chordata; Aves; Gruiformes; Gruidae
Gene: PTH1R
Product: parathyroid hormone 1 receptor
Exons: 14
Coding region: 1233-2849 (538 amino acids)
Biological process (GO): adenylate cyclase-activating G protein-coupled receptor signaling pathway; intracellular calcium ion homeostasis; cell surface receptor signaling pathway
Cellular component (GO): plasma membrane
Molecular function (GO): parathyroid hormone receptor activity; peptide hormone binding; G protein-coupled peptide receptor activity
Source: RefSeq, a predicted model, not a curated record
CUGAGCUGGGAGUAACAUCCCUACCCUGAAACUCCGAAAAGCUGGUGAAAUCCAAGCUGGGAAAGGGGGGUGGAAAGCGGCGGCGCAAUGGGCUCCGGGCGGUGGCGGCGGCGGCAGCGGGUCCCCCCCCGGGGCGCUCGGCGGGGGCUCAGCCCCGGCAGGGCGGGUGGCAGCGCUCAUCCCCCCCGGGCGGUCCUGGGCAAGCCCCGGGAGGCUCCGAGCUCCCCUUCUUCGGUAUUCGGGAGGUUCUUCCUGGGCACGGGAGGGAGGACUCUGUGCCCAUGCGGGUGCGCGAGUGGAAAAAAUUAAAAAAAAAAAAAAAUACCCAACCCGAGGAUUUCAGAACAUUUCGCGGAAUCCUUUGAGACAGAGAGGCAGAGAGAAGCAAAAAUCCCUAUUUGUAACUAAAACACACUGCAACCUGGAAGGCUGGCAGAAUAAACCUAUUGUGAAGCUGAAACGCGCCGGGAUAUACAAGCAAAAAUCCCCCAGAGUACCACUGUUUGCGAAAAGGUAAUUGCUAAGCGAAAAUAUUUCCAAGUUCUCGCUUUUUUUAACUUUCGACUUUGCGAUUUGUUUGCAUGCCGAAAAGAGAAGACACAAAAAAAAAAAAAAGCUUUUUUUUUUUUUUCCUUUUUCUUCCAAACCCCUCUGAAACCUAAAAGAUAAAAUUACUGGAUCUAAAAAUAAAGCAGUGGUUAAAAGCCUCCCCCACCCUCUCCAAUCUCCCACCCCUUCCACCCCUCUCUCGCCUUCUCCCUCCCUCCCUCCCUCUCUCUCUCCCUCUUUCUGUGUGUUUGCGUUUGACAAAGAAAUUAUUUGAACUUCCCACUGCCUCAUAAAAAGGAAACAGAAGAGCAGUUUUGACAUAUGGAUGUGAUUUUUUCUGCUCUGAGACAGAUGCACACGGAAAACAAACAGCACCAGGGGCUGCAGCUCUGAAGGGAGCGAAGUUGCUUCGCUUCACAUGGGCUCCUCGGCUGCGUUUAGGGAGCUGCCCAGAUCUCCAGCCAUGAGAAAACGAAGCAAAGGACCGGGUUUUCUUGUCAUGUGCCUUUCUGGCUAAAACUGUGGAAACAAACAAACAAUCAAACAAACACAAAUACUGGAAAGGGGGGGGGGGGGGCGGGAGGGAAGGAGAAGGAGAAAUCAUCAGCAACCGGAGCGCUGGAAGACCUCUCGUCCUCCUACUUCCCUGAGCGAGCUUGGAUGCUGGAAGAAGCCUCUUGGAUAUGGGAUCAUAUCUGAUUUAUCACAGUCUGGGUUUGAUCCUCUGCUGCUCCGUAUUGAGUUCAGUCUACGCUCUGGUGGAUGCUGAUGAUGUCAUCACCAAAGAGGAGCAGAUCUUCCUACUACUAAAAGCCAAGGCCAAGUGCGAACGACACCUGAAAGCCAAGGUGCCCAAGGUGCAUGAUGGCUUUUGUCUUUCCGAGUGGGAUGGUAUUGUCUGCUGGCCUGAAGGUGUGCCAGGCAAAGUGGUGGCUAUGCCAUGUCCCGAGUACAUCUACGACUUCAAUCACAAAGGCCAUGCUUAUCGCCGGUGUGACCUGAACGGGAGUUGGGAGCUGGUCCCAGGCAACAACCGCACCUGGGCAAACUACAGUGAAUGUGCCAAGUUCCUCACCAACGAGACGAGGGAAAGGGAGGUCUUUGAUCGCCUCUAUUUGAUUUAUACUGUUGGAUACUCCAUCUCUCUGGGAUCCCUCACAGUUGCUGUCCUUAUCCUGGGAUACUUCAGGCGUUUGCACUGCACUAGAAACUACAUCCACAUGCACCUGUUUGUCUCCUUCAUGCUGAGAGCCGUGAGCAUCUUCGUGAAGGACGCGGUCUUGUACUCUGGGUCAGCUUUGGAGGAGAUGGAACGGAUCUCAGAGGAAGACUUGAAAUCCAUUACUGAAGCACCUCCAGCGGAUAAAUCACAGUUUGUGGGCUGUAAAGUAGCGGUUACCUUCUUCCUCUACUUCCUGGCAACCAAUUACUACUGGAUUCUGGUGGAAGGGCUCUAUCUCCACAGCCUCAUCUUCAUGGCAUUUUUCUCAGAGAAGAAAUAUCUUUGGGGAUUCACAUUAUUUGGCUGGGGACUCCCUGCUGUAUUUGUUACAGCGUGGGCCAGCGUGAGAGCCACUCUAGCUGACACAGAGUGUUGGGACUUGAGUGCUGGCAAUUUAAAAUGGAUUAUUCAGGUGCCCAUCCUGGCAGCUAUCGUGGUAAAUUUUAUUCUUUUUAUCAACAUUAUCAGAGUCCUAGCAACCAAGCUACGAGAGACGAAUGCAGGGAGGUGUGACUCAAGACAACAGUACCGGAAGCUGCUGAAAUCUACCCUCGUCCUUAUGCCUCUGUUUGGCGUUCACUAUAUUGUUUUCAUGGCUAUGCCAUACACAGAUGUGUCAGGGAUUCUUUGGCAAGUUCAAAUGCACUAUGAAAUGCUGUUCAACUCUUUCCAGGGAUUUUUUGUUGCCAUCAUAUACUGUUUUUGCAAUGGAGAGGUCCAAGCAGAAAUAAAGAAGUCAUGGAGCAGGUGGACAUUAGCACUUGACUUUAAAAGGAAAGCACGAAGUGGGAGCACAACCUACAGUUAUGGACCAAUGGUUUCCCACACCAGCAUCACAAAUGUAGCCACAAGAGGGGCACUUGCCCUCCAUCUCAAUACGAGACUUAUACCAGGGACCCUCAAUGGACACCGGAAUUUGCCAGGUUAUGUAAAAAAUGGCUCAAUUUCUGAAAACUCCAUGCCUUCUUCUGGACCAGAGCAGUACAACAAAGAUGAGGAGUACCUGAAUGGCUCUGGGCUUUAUGAUGGAGACAGACCCACAGUACUUGUUGAAGAAGAAAGAGAGACAGUUAUGUAAAGAGAGGAGGAAAAAAAAAAGAAGCAAAAGGAUGAAAAAGGUUCCUGGAGAGCAUUUAGUGGGCAAAAGAAUAUCAGGCCACGCAUCGGAUGCCAAGGGUUUCCAUACAGUUUCUCUGUUCUGUGGAACAAGAGGUUAAGUUAUAUGGGAAAAAAAAAAGUGAGCCACCAAUGUGGCCAGCUGUCGAUCACAUACAUAUACUCGGUGAUCUAAGUCUCCCUGGUGUUAACGGAGGCAGGGCUAUCCAGACCCGCGGGCCUUGCUACCUGCUGAACAACAGAGAUACUGAGAGUUCGCGAGGGAGGGUCGCAAAGCAGCACGUGGUCCUUGGACCUCUUGGAGAGCAUGGGCAGCCAAGGAGGAGAGGAGUCUCACCCAGUAAAGCAAGAGUCUUGCGGGGAGUGUACAGUGCCAUCUUCUUGCGAGGGUACAAGCCACCCAUCGGCGUCUUCAGUUUGGUUUGCUCUUUCCCUGUAAAGUCUGCCUGGUAACACACACAACAUUGAUCAAGACCUCUUGGGGGUCAUAGCUGCCCGUUGUUGCAGACAAGCGUACAACAGAGACAGCUGGGUACAACCAGCUGCACGUUCUUCCCUUGGGCAAUCUCACUCCUUGGCAAAGUGCUCCUCUGGGGUGGGCAGGGUUAACAGCUCAUGGUUGCUGGAUGCAGGCAGAAAACUCUAUUCUUUCCCUGACCUGAGUUCCAGUAGCAAGCCAGAAACCAGUGCAAUUUUAGGAUGGAAAAUGUGGUUAUCAGAAUGUGCGACGUUUUUGUUCUUCCAGAUGCAGCAGUGGAGAGGGGCCCACCAAGCGGGUUGAGGCAGGGUGAGGGAUUUGCAGAUCUUGGGUACGUGUGCCUGUGCGCGUGUGUGGCUAAAAUCAGUUCAGAGGGUAGCUAACUCAGCCCUCCCUUUUUGUGGAUGCUCAUGGAAACAAGUUUCAGUCAUUUUUUAAACCUUUAAAUUGCUUUUCAUUCUUCUCUCUGAAUUUCCUGCUUUUCACUUAUCCAAAUCCUCAUGAGGAGAAAGACUCCAUGAACAGCCUGCCUGUAUCACCCAGAAGCACAAGCUGCUGGAUACAGCCAGACAAACCUACCUUCAUGAGAUCCAAAGGCAAAAUUUGCUGGAUAAAAGCACAGGAAUUGUUUGUGGUUGAUCUCCCUCUGAACAUCUUCUGAACUUUCCUAUUCUUUGUGAUUUGGUCACACACACACACACGCACACCGGGUCAGACUCUUAGCUGGUAUAAACAAGCAUAACUUCAACCAAAUUAGUUUGCCUAGAGAUGGUCAGAUGAGGAAAUGUUAUUGCGUUGCCUCUGAGGGAAGAGCACCAGGAAAUGCCUCCUUCCUACAGCAGAGCGAGUCCAGGAAGGUUUUGUCGCUGUGCAGAGUUUCCCUUGCUGGUGGUUUUUGCGAGGUGUGCCAAAAGGUCAUUUUCUGACACACCUCGUGUCUUCAGCAGCGAUGAAGAGGUACCAUCCUUGUUGGCCAACAGUGCACUGCGUUGGGGGUCUUUUCACACCAGCUGAGCACCCAGCGAGGGGUCUCUGCCAGUUUGCAAGCAUGAGUCAGAAUUGCCCAGAAGUGGGAAAUUAGGAACAGUGACAAAACUUCCUAUUGCAGCACAUGCCUCCCCAGAGGAAGGACUCCAGCUCAGCCAGCCUGGACUUUCUUUUCAGCCCCUAACAUAACAUCACUAUUCCCUUGCUGCAGUCUAAGAGUCAGCUCCUCGUGGUGCUUUUUUUUUUUUUUAAUUUCUUUUUUUCCUUCUUGGUCUAGUACCUGAAACAUUUUGACCUCACCUGACUGUUACUCAAAUGAAAUAGGGAAGAGGUAUUGGGCAAGUUUGCAGAUGUCCUUUAGGAUGCAGGUGGGGCCAAUGGGAUAAUCUACUCUCUAUCCCGAUUCUUUAGAUACAGCUGCUGGGUCACAUCAACAAGCACUUCUGAGAUGCAUCCAGUCACUGCAAUCAGCUGGUCUUCUGAGGGCAAAUGAAGGACUAACUUCCCCAAAUCUCUCAUGGAGGUCAGGAAGAGCAGUUGGGAUCUUGACUCUGUGUCCUACAUCUUCUUUAAACAACAUCUCAGAUCAGGACCUGAUCCAAAGCCCAGUGAAGUCAAGGGAAAAACCUCCUCCCCUCGACAUCUCCGUGUUUUGGAUUCAGACCUGGUAGGGGAUGUGGUGGCUGAGAGGCAGUCCUCUGUCAGGCACUGAGGCACCUCUCCAUCAGUUGCAGACACACAUGAGCAGGUCUGUAAAAGCCAGUAUUUAUUUGUGUUGUUCUUUUUUUUUUUUUUAAUUUUGUGUCAUUAGAAUAAGUCAAAAUCAUCAUAACCAUUUACCACCAAAUGGCAGCUAUUGAAGUGUCGGGUUUUCAAGGAAUAAUAUUUUUUCAUGCUCUCAUUGUUGUUGUUAUUCAUAUAACAAUACUAACAAUACUAUUACAGAGAAGUUAAGUAAUCUUGCAAGAGAAGUCAACUCUAGUGAAAGUUUGGCAUGGAGACCUAACCAGCUCUGCAGAAAUCUGGGUCAGCCCAGCUACACUCACUGCUCGCCUUUUCCUCAGAGAUGCUGGUAUGGCUUCUGGAGGCAAUCAAAGGGGGCAGAAGUUAUUAACAGUCAGCUGUCAGAGUGUGUACAGCUGCGUUACUUAGCAUCCCAUGUGGCUGAACUGCCGAUGAGAGAGGAGAACACUGAAUAUCCUGGCGCUGAAGUUCGCUGUGCUUAGAUCCUGCCAAGUAGAUGCAAUGACCCUCCUGAUUUUCUUCCUCAAAGAAAUUUCUUAGUAUCAUUUCACUGCUGGAACAAAGCAAAAGAAAAGACAAAAAAAACCAAAACCAACCACCAGUGAGUCACUGUUUGCUUGUGUUUGUUACUGAGGACUCAAGAUUAAUAACAUGUUUGACAAUCACUUAGCAAAGUUCAAGGAAUUAGCAAAAGCCAUAAAAGUAUUUAUAAACAAAUACAACACCCCUCAUAAAAUACAGCCCUCACUGAAAUGCAUUCAUCACUGGAUUAUUUAGAAUAAAUGUCUAAAAACUAUUGUUAAACAUAGAUAAAAAUUACAUGCACAAGGGAUGUACAGGGCAAGAAAUCUUUUCUUAAUCCUUUCAAUUACAAAUCAUACGUAAUAGAUUUUUUGUUUCCUGGGUGUUCAUGUGCAUGAACAAUAUUCAUACAAAAAUUGGGAAAAUGCUGAUCCCAACACAGGGGAAUAACUCUGCCGUUAAGGCCCAGCAGACUGUAUGUUUGUCAAAGCCUGUUCUUAUCUUUCCCGGGCUGAUCACAAACUCUUGACUGCGUCAUGACCUAUUAGCUAGAGAUCCAAGGACAUCCUCCACUGAUUUUAGCGAGGAAGAGAUCAGACCUGUGAUGUCUAGAAAGAGAGAAGAAAGCACAGUUUGCAGCUGCAGUUUUCCCUGGAAGGGCAAGCAGAGUGGUCCUGCUGGCUCUUAGCCACAGCUGCUAGAUUCAGAGUGGGGGGGUCACCUUCACUUUCUCCAUCACCAGGAGAUGCGGGCAUUUCUCAAGGACACUUUACCCCCAUCCAAAGAUCUGAGUCCACCUGGGGUGACAGUUCCUCUCCUGUCUGAUUUACUAGUGCAAACAUAGCCCCAAAGGCCGCAGAAAGCAGAAAGGUGGUGAGGUGAGGAUGUAUUUGUCUGAGAUUCACCUAGUGACCACUGCAAACCCUGCAGGCAGGACAGGCUUUGUGCCUGUCCUUGUUCGGGGAUGGUGGAGCAGAGAGGGCAGAUUGCUUUGGAGUUGGAGUGCAGCAAACACAUGGGGAAAGAGACUUUCUCAAGUUGACUUCUAGCAGGAGACAAAGGUCCAAAGGAGCCGGUUGCCUGUAUUUUUCUAGUUUCCCCCCCCUUCAUGGUGCCAGCUUUGUGCCUCUUUUCUUCCCAUCCUGUAAAGCGGCUGGCAACAUUCAGGAGUCCUAUAGCCCCUUUCACUUCUCUAAGCCUGCUGGGCUGGCACGGGCCAAGCUGUGCACUGCGAUACCCCAGCUGACUGGCUCACAUGGCGAGGAACCUCCUUGCCCACCUUUUGGAUGGGUGUCCUCUUCUCCAGUGCCAUAGUGGUAUUGGGCUUGGGCAGGGAAUCUCACCCCCUGGUAGGUUCAUCUCAUCGUACCAGCUCAGCACUUCUUCUCUUCCCAUCCACAGCAGCGCAGUCCACUUUUCCUCACGAGUCCUUCCUACUUGAUCUACCUCUUUUCUGGAUGGCGAAGAGCUGUUAAAUGUUGCUCAGCCUUGUGUUUCUUAAGGAUGGCUUUUGGCAGCGGCCUUGUCAUUUCUGCUUUGCCUGGAUAUGUGCAGAUGAGUGGUUUUUUACACCUUCUAUAUACUACUUGGUCUUGGUUCAGAUGAGAUCAUGUCUUGUCCUAUUCCUCACCAUUCCUCAACUCUGCUUCUUCUUGUCUGAUACAUAUUAGAGCCAAAUCAGUUCACAAAGAUCUCCCAAAAUUGAACUCUUCAGCCAGGGAUUGGCUUCGUUUAUCUGUUUAUGGGCAACUGGCUGAAAAAUGUAGAACGUCUACACUGCUGGUAAGAAUUUUCCAUUUUUUAAAGUGUGAAAAUACCUUUAGAGGGAAGAUCUCCAAUUUUUACUCCUGUUUAUUGUUUUGACAAACUCAAUGACUGGCUUAAAAGUUUUUAAAUUUCAGAAUCUGAUGUUUCAAAAAGUUAAGAAACUUCAGUUAUAGGUUGGGUUCUCUUGCUUUUUCACUGGCUGAUUUUUCCGCACGCCUUCCACCCGGAAAGCUUCAAGCAGAAUUGCUGACAAUGAGGAGAGUGAUCUAUAUAUCCCUUAACUCAUCCGAAUCUCUCACUAUGGUCAAUGACUCUGUCACCUGAGAUCGGACUGCAUGAAAUGAGAGAAAGCACUUUAAGAGUUGACCUUUAAGGGAGAGGUUGUAGGAACCUGUGAAGUCUUUUCAUGUGCAACAUUAGUUCUUAUUGGUGUGUGUGGUUUUUUCCACCUGUUGGUACCCAUGAGUUUGCUGAAGACCAGUCUGCGCCUUGUCAUGGAAAGUUACGCAGCAGUAAUGUGUUUCACAUACUCUCUUUCUGGCCUUAUCUGAAUCUUAUGACAUUUUAACUGUAACAGGAAGCAAAAUUAAAAAAAAAAAAUUAAAAAAAAAUCUAGGGCAGUAUUUUCCAGUCUUGGGGGGGUAACUGCUCCUCAGCUGUAUAUCCUGUGUCACAAAUUGGCAUUGCACUGAUGGCUGCCAGCUGUAAACUGCUCAGCAGGUGAGGAAACUUUGUUUUAAGGCUGUGGGCAGGUUAACCUAGAUCUUCACCAUGCCACUUCCCUGCUGACAGCACCUGCUAGAGAAGGGAUCUUGUUACACCCUCAGGCAGGUCUAGGAGAAUCAGCUUUUUUCAACAAGCUUCAUGCUGGAACAGGUUUACUGUUUGAUUUUUUGUUGUUAUUAUUAUUACUUCUAUUGCUGAUGAGCUGUUGUGUUCUGCAGAGUAAACAGAGGACAUAUAUGAUAUCCCUGGCCAGCUACAGAGCUUUUCAAGCAUCCAGUGUGAUUCUCCAGACAGAGUACAUUUUAUAUCUCAUUCCUCUAGGGUGUCUUGAAAUGAGAAAAAUAUUAAAUUGUAAAGGAAAUGAGUUUGUUAAAGACCCUAUAAAUAAAUUUCCAUCACGAUUGGCCAUGGCUGUCUGGAUUUGCCUGGAAAACAUAAUAGUUCAUAAAUUGUAUAAGUAAAAUAAAGAGCAUGUCCAUCUCUGCAGACAUUCAUGGCAAGGCAGUUCUCCUGGUUUUGCCCAUGAAAGUGAAAGGUUGAACCUGCCGGACAGCAAAUACUGUUGGCCCAAAGGAGCGUUUUAUUUUGAGGCAGCAAAUCCUGCCAACUGUAUAAAAAAUAUUGGGCUUAUCCUGCUCCACCCAAAUUAUUUUUGUGGCUUCUCAUAAAAUCCAACUCAAGCUUAGCUCUUAGCUGAAGGUGGGAGAGGAAAAGAAACCAGAAGUGAGUUGUUGCAAAGACACGUGAUUAACUGAAGAAUACUAAAACAUAACUCUAUCACUGUGAUUUUUUAAAAAAUGACCUGGGAAAUGCAGAUUGAAUUUGCUUUUAUUCAGGAAAAAGACAAACGGGAAAAGAAAAGGAAAAAAAAAUUCAGGUUGGCAUUUCUUUUUUUUUUUCCCCCAAUAAUUCUCACUUGGCCAGAAAGUUUGAGCCAGAAAUGUGGUCUCCUUGGUGUUUCUAUGGUCUCCUUGGCCUCUCCAUAGGAAAUCUCACAGAGGCCAUUGUGAAUGAGUUGGGAUGGAGAGAGAUGCAUGGACAUGCCACUCAGAACCCACCUUGGCCUAUGACCAGCUGCUGGUCAUUUAAAGCUCAGAGACAUCAAGCAAUCUUGUGCUGAAACAGAAAUAUUGCUAAUGUGCUUGUGCAUUUAGUGGUUAACCCCAAAUUAAUUUGCUGUCCAUAUAUCAAGUCUUGUAAUAGGCAAAGGUUGUCCUAAUCAGGGUGCUUCUUUACUCGGUGCUAAUAGACAUUUUUGCUGGCUACUCUUUGGUCUGUAGGUAAUUUAGGAGAUUUUAGAACAGGUAUCUUCUACUGAGAGCCCAGAAGUUGAAGCUGGAACUGAGACAUGAUCUUUUGGCAGUGCCAGAAGACUCCCAUGGACCUACUUCACCUGUAGCAGUAGGCUGGGUGGUGGAACAGCAACCAUUUUAGAUCUUUGAGGCUGCUUGUCCCUAGCAGGUAGAGAAGCCCACAAAAAGGACACCAGCAGGGUGGAUGCCCCUACCCUCUACAUCAAUCCCAAACUCAGAUUGUUUGGAGUCCUUUUCUACAUGAAACUUCUUUUUUUUUUCCAAACUGGCCCUACAAAACCACCCCCAAGAACUUAAGAAAGAACUUUUAAUCAACUUGGUUAAGCCUUUCAUUUUCCAUUUUAACUGGAUGUAGAUGUAAAUUCGGGUUUUUUAUGGCUAGAAGCCAAUCUCAGCUGUCAGUUUCAAAACCAAUCCAAAGCAUCGGGAUGGGAACAUGAUUUGGUCAGAUCAGCUGCACAGUGCCCUAGACUCAUGGCACCCAUCACCCCAGGUUCAGAGCACAGGUACCCUGGCAGAGGUGGAAGGUCACUCUGUCAAAAUAGUCUUUUCUUCUUGGUAAAUUUAAGAGAGAAGAGCACAGAGAGCAAGAAAAAGGCUCGCUGUCUUUACACCACACUUAAGAAGGAUUAUAAACAAUAAAAUAGUAAUUAUAACUUAUCCUUUGUUUAUUUCAUCAGGUUCUGUUGAGUGCUCUGAUGAGGUCUGUGCAGUGUCUGGCUUUAUGGCUUCUUCCAAGCGGACAGAGUUCUCUGUGGUGGACAGAAUAGCUAUAAUGAGCGGACAGAAUCAUUCAAAGCUGGUCUCUAGGGCAGGACAGUUAGAAACAGACCUGAUGUUGAUUUUAUAUUCAUUGGCAGAAGGCAGGAGCUACUCCACUGAAGUUAAUCGAGUUAACUCAGUCUAAUGCCAAGGCAAAACAGAUCUGAAUCUAGACCACAGUUCAGGACUCAUGUACAAUUUGCAUAAUGGAAUUAAAAUAAAGCUUCCAACUCUAGCUACAGAAAUACUCUGCUGAGAAUUAAAGACCAGACUUGCUGUUUGGGAUUAAAUAAAAGGACACCAAAGGCAUCAGCUGCCACAUAAAAAAGUCCCGUUUUAUCUGUUCCUGUCCAGAUUAGCCUGUUGUCCCCACUGCUGUGUGGUCACUUAGCCACGCACAGUUGUUUCAAUUGGUAUGGAUUUUUCUUAGCCCCUUCUUUCUUUUCUUUUCUAUCCUACUUGCAUGUGAACUCAGAUCCUCCAAGUUUUCAUGCUGUCUUCCAAGUUUAAGCUAGCCCUGCAGUAUACAAAGGUCAAGAUAAUAUCAAUAUUUUUCCAGGACUUGGGAGGCAAGUGGGAAAAAAAAUGUCACAGGGGAGCAUUAAAAGAGAUAUCAAAUCAGGUUCCUCUGAAACCUUUCCCAUGGACCAGGGAAAGGUUUGCAAACCUUGGCACAGCAUUUCAUCCUCCAACUGAACUCAUUUGUGUUUUGUUCAUAGAAGAUCUCGAGACAUUCAGUAUGACCUGCAAAGUUCACACAGUGUCUUUCCACUGGCUUCAGAGGGCUUGGGGUUAGACCUGGUACACUGCUAUUAAAUAUUCUUGUUCACGUUUCUUUUAAGUUUAAUAUUCUGAUCUGCUCAUGUGGUUUCUGCAUCCUUCUCUAGGUUGGUACAUUAGUACUGCUUCAGGGCAUACUUGCAGAACUGUCCCUUGAACUGCCUUUGCAUCUGUAGCAUGUUGUAAUUACUGCACCCAUCUGGGACCAUCUUCUCUCUGACUGCACCUCUUGGUGGCAUCCAGUACCGACGGGCAGUGGUGCUGCUUUGUAAGGGACCGGUGUUUGCAAGAACAGAGCGCAACGAGCUUUGUCCCAGUUCAGAACAGAUUUGCGAGACUCCAUUGAGUCAGGGCAGGGUUGGAAAUCAGCUCAGAGUCUGGCAGGGGCCAGGAACAAAAGAAAAAGUUAUGGAAGAGCUGACCCAGAUGAUCAUAAGUAAUUAGGAAGUCUUAUAAAUCUGGCUACUUUUCAGGCAGACCUCCCUAGCCAGCACAGAUUUGAGAGGCAGAGUCUAUUGCACAAUUACGCUCUCUCUUAAACAGGGGAUGUCUUAAGAGAGCAAGUGGGUGAGGUUUUGUCGUCUUCUUCAUCCUCACUGGAACUUUCACCUUGUUUCUUCACCUGAAAAAAAAAAAAGGGUACAUUAGAACAAUCUCAACAAGAGAACCUGGGAUUCAGACCCAUUUCUCCUGGGUCCCACAGAGUCGUUUCUCCCUGUGACCAUAGCAAUUGUUUUCCUGGCACAUUAACUCAGGAAUUUGAUGAUAUUUUAUUAUCUUCUUCAGACUAAUGAUUCUGGGCUAGCGAUGUGGUGUGCAACAACACAGAUGUGCUGGCAUCAAUUUGGGAUGAAAUCCUGACACCAUGAAAAUCAACACCAAAGUGUCUGUUGAUUUCCACGGGCUGGGUUUCACCCAUAAAUUCUGAAGAGAAAAAGGGUAAUGAUUCAAAUAAAUUACCUCCCCUGUUCCCAAAACCUUACUUGCCACCCAUACUUCUAGCUGUCUUUUUGCUUUAGAUCAAUAGUACUACAAGACCAGAAAGCAGACAUCAAAAGGUCUAAGUGGCAGUCUCCUCUCCUGAAAUGCUUCACGAGUGACAACAUUAGGCUUUUGUAUUGGUAUCAGCUUCUACAUGUGGGGAUUUAGGAUGUGGUAGAUAUUUGGCUAGAAAAAGGCAUGGGAUUAAAAUGUUUGGGAUAGAUGGGAUUAGUGUGUACUGGGUUUCCAAAAUGCCUGGGCCGACAUCUUCUGAAAUAGAAAUACAAUAUCCAUGUGAAAGACCACUUAAAUGCUUAAAUGAAGGGUGUUCUCUAAACAGGCAGACCUCAGGUACCUAAAACAGGAGAUAAAAACAAUAACAGGGAAGCAACAUCUAUUUAAACCAGAGCAUUAUGACAAGCAUGAGCCCUUCUAAAUAUAGAGCUGGUUGCUUCUUGCCAGGCCAAGCUUUUAUCUUUUUAUUUUUCUUUGUCUAAAUUAAUCAUUCAUCCUUGAGGGUGCAGGGAAGGAUGAACAAGAAGCCAUUUGUUGUUAGAGGUGUAAUUUUUUUAAAGGGCAGGUUGUAUGAGGUAGAGCUGGUGGGAGAGGAAAGUCAGUAGGUGGCAGAAGAGGAAGGACAGGCAUAGCCAAGAACCAUCACCCAAACCCAUCCCCUUGGCCCAUCCCCGUGUUCAGAAACGCUAUGUCAAUCUCUUCCCAUCUGCACGAGCUGGGGCAUGCAUGAAGAGGCAGACCUGCUGCUAAAACUCAUCACUUCGUCUCAGCACCUUCAGGGUGACCCAGUCGUGGCGGUCACCAGAAGUGAUGGGGUCUGGGCAUUAGAAAAAGCACUGAGCCAUUCCCGGCGUCUGCCAGGCUCUGCCCGAGGAGUCUGUUUGCAAGACAUUGGCUCUUUUUUUCUAGUCUGAGCAGGAGAGAAAGGAGCUGGGGUGUGAUCUUACCCCUCCAACACAAGCGCUUUCACUGAAGUGGUUUUUAAGACCUUGUUUCACUUCAGAAGAGGGACAAAACUGAAAAAGUAAAGGAAAAAACUGUGAUUUCUUUCUAUGUGUUACGGGGACAUUGCCUUGUGUGUGUCGUCAGGCAGGCAUUUGGUUUACAUUCCUCCACUUCUGCUUUCUGUAUGGACCAAAGUAACAAGCGGAAAAUGACAAACCACAGGUGUAUGUAAAAGGGAAUUAAAAUAAAAAGAAACCUUUAUUGAUUCUCA